UCGGAUGUGAGCGUCUCUCUCCUGUGCGCAUUACGCACGAGGACAGCUGGGGUCCCAUGGGUCUCCUCUCAUGAGUCUGGUAUCUGUCUUUUGGAAAGAGUUAAUGCCGUUUAACCCAAACCUUGCAGUGUUUUACAUUUUUGGGAAUGAUGUAACGGGGGUGUAUGGCACAACCCUCAGUCUCCACCAAUGAAAAUACGGGCAGGACUCAACAGCUACCAUUUUCGGGGGGCUUGUUAUAAAGCCGGCUUAUAACGGAUUUAUCAGUCAGUCUUUGUUCAUAUUCAGUAUUUUACCUGAAUUCCUUCAUUUGCAGUGUGAAAUUCUUUUGAGAUUGUAAAGCCUUUUUUCCUUCCUAUCUCUCCCAUCUUCAGCUGCAGUUGCAACAUGGAGAACCAGUCCUAUGAGGUGAAAAUUAAUGGGAGUGGUAUCCAUGAGAAGAAUGCUCUCGUUUGUGUCAAUGGAAAAGGUCUUAAUGGAAACGGUAACCAUCAUAAAGCUGUGAAAGGCAUUGUUUGUCCGGCCAAGCAGAAGAGCUGCAGGCAGCGAUGGAACAUCCGGCCCUCAGAGAUGUCAAUCAACACCUUGAAUCCCAUCCGUGCCAUUGUGGAUGGGAUGAAGCUCACACCCAACCCUGAGAAGCCCAUGAUUGCUCUGUCCAUUGGGGACCCUACUGUGUUCGGGAACCUGCCUACUGAUGACAAAGUUCUCCAGGCCAUGAAGGACGCCAUUGACUCACACAAAUACAACGGCUAUGCUCCGUCUGUUGGUUAUCAGAAGAGCAGAGAGGUGGUGGCAAACUUCUACAGUUGCCCCGAGGCCCCCUUGGAGGCAGAGGAUGUGCUUCUGACCAGUGGCUGCAGUCAGGCUAUAGAUCUGGCCAUUACAGUGCUGUGUAACCCUGGAGACAACAUCCUAGUGCCCUGCCCUGGAUUCUCCCUCUACAAGACUCUGGCUGUGUCUCUGGGCAUCCAGGUCAAACUGUACAACCUUCUGCCAGAGAAGUCUUGGGAGAUUGAUCUCCAACACAUGGAAAGCCUGAUAGAUGACAGGACAACCUGCCUGAUUGUCAACAAUCCCUCCAACCCUUGUGGCUCCGUCUACAGUAAAGAGCAUCUACAGAACAUCCUUUCUGUUGCCUCCAAACAUUGCGUCCCAAUCCUGGCUGAUGAGAUCUAUGGUGACAUGGUGUUUCCAGGUUGCACAUACCAAUCUACGGCGUCCCUCAGCAGUGAUGUGCCCAUCCUAGCGUGUGGUGGUCUGGCCAAGCGAUGGCUAGUCCCUGGCUGGAGGCUAGGUUGGAUCCUCAUCCACGACAAGAAUCAAAUCUUCGGAAAAGAGAUUCGUCAGGGUCUGGUUAAGCUUAGCCAGAGGAUUCUGGGUGCCUGCACCAUUGUCCAGGGUGCGAUAGAGAGCAUCCUGAACGACACGCCCCAGGAGUUUUACCACAGAACCAUCAGUUUCCUCAAGUCAAACUCCGAGAUCUGUUUCUCUGAACUGUCCACUGUUCCUGGGCUGACCCCCGUGAUGCCAUCAGGAGCCAUGUACCUCAUGGUGGGAAUUGAGAUGGAACACUUCCCAGAGUUCCAGAACGAUGUGCAGUUCACUGAGCGUCUGGUAACUGAGCAGUCCGUCUUCUGCCUGCCUGCUACGGCAUUUGAGUACCCAAAUUACUUCCGGAUCGUGGUGACCGUACCAGAGGAGAUGAUGGUGGAGGCGUGUACACGGAUUCGGGAGUUCUGCCAGCGCCACUACAGAACCUGCAGCCAAGACAGCAACGAGCUAGACCAAUAAUGAGAGACACAGCCUGGGAGAGGGGGAGACCAAAGAGUAUGGGCACAGAAUAUGACAAAAGUAAAUGUGAAAAAAAGAGAACGGGAAGAGGGUGAGAGUAAAAGGAAAGAAAUUAGGGAAGAGAAGGAGAGAGAAGAUGUGUCCAAAUAUCGUGUUGCACUGCGGGAACAAAGGUUUUUGCAAUGUCUUUGGUGGUGGUCCAUCUUUGGUACCCCAACUUAUGAGCAGACCUGAUAUUUAUAUUUUGUAUGGCCAUCUUAUGUCAACCUUACUUUGUCUAACUAUUUGAAUUCUUAAAGUUAUUCUAUAUGUUGGGUUGACCAGAACACCAUUGGGCGUAUAGAACCAGGGACCGGGGGUCCUCCCCUUUCUUCAAACCAUGAUGGGGUUCAUGGUUGGGUUAAUCCCACCAUGGAAACAGAUGGAACUGAAGCACCAGCAUGGAUCAGAUGAUCUACAGUGCUUUCCAUAGCCAGCGUUACAUACUCUUUCUUGCAUGUGUUAGAAUUAUGAUGACACUCAGUAUACAUUCUGAUAUAUUGCAUGCUUAACCAACACUUUUCCUAUGUAUAUAAUCUUAAAAAUUUGUUAUGUUGAUGUAAUAUUGAAUGUUUUUUUUUUUUUUUACUUUCAUAUAAAAAAGUUAUUUAAACCAAA
Molecule: messenger RNA, 2451 nt
Organism: Salvelinus fontinalis (brook trout)
Lineage: Eukaryota; Metazoa; Chordata; Actinopteri; Salmoniformes; Salmonidae
Gene: tat
Product: tyrosine aminotransferase
Exons: 12
Coding region: 388-1794 (468 amino acids)
Biological process (GO): biosynthetic process; aromatic amino acid metabolic process
Molecular function (GO): L-tyrosine:2-oxoglutarate transaminase activity; pyridoxal phosphate binding
Source: RefSeq, a predicted model, not a curated record